AUGCUCGAAAUAGCGUGCUUCAACACCUCAUCGGCUAUCGCAGCCGCGAAAGCAGGUGCGGAUCGUGUCGAACUCUGCGCCAACUAUGCUGCUGGUGGAGUCACGCCCCCACUCGCCUCUCUUCUUAGCAUCUGCUCAGCAACCACGAUACCGAUCAAUAUAAUGAUCCGACCCCGAGCAGGAGACUUCGUCUACACCCAAGAAGAAUUUGCCCAAAUGCAAGCAGAUAUUGAGCGUUUCAAGCUUUCAGCAAGUGGAUUUGUGUUUGGUAUCCUAGAUCCCAACAACCGCGUAGACAAAGUCCGGAAUAAAGAGCUUGUCGAGCUCGCUGCUCCGCUUCCAUGCACGUUUCAUCGCGCCAUCGACGAGGUCCAGGAUCUAGAUGAAGCGGUAAAUACAGUCAUUGGAUGCGGGUUUACAAGCAUAUUAACAAGCGGUGGUAUGAAGAAUGCGGUCGAGGGUGCUGAUAGAGUCGCGUUUUUGCAGGCGAAGCUCGGAAGCCAGAUCACUUUCAUCCUUGGUGGCGGCGUCAGAAGCACAAACGCGGAGCAACUCAAGCGUAACACUGGCGUGAAAUGGGUUCACUCAGCUGCGAUCAUCAAAGCCGGUGAAGAAAUGGACGAGAGAGAGGCUAGGAAACUGCAAGAGGUCCUCCAAAGAUAG
This is a messenger RNA of Cucurbitaria berberidis CBS 394.84, 663 nucleotides long. RefSeq lists its product as uncharacterized. Gene Ontology annotation, molecular function: copper ion binding. The transcript has a single exon. Bases 1 to 663 code for a protein of 220 amino acids. NCBI's taxonomy places the organism in Eukaryota, Fungi, Ascomycota, Dothideomycetes, Pleosporales, Cucurbitariaceae. The record is from RefSeq and is a predicted model, not a curated record.